AAAUGAUAAAGUUUGUUUUGGCGGGAUUAGCCCUGGUGGCAGUGACGUGUGCCUUUGAGGAGCAUGGAUUCAUCAGCGAAGUGAAGCAUAUCCCGUACAAGUGGUACGGUGGUAUGCAGGGAGGAAUGGGCGGCGGCGGUGGCGGCGGCGGAGGUGGCUUUGGAAUGGGAGGAUUCGGAGGUGGCAUGGAAAUGGGAGGAGGCAUGGGAGGUGGAAUGGGCGGUGGAAUGGGAGGAGGAUGGAAGGAAGGUGGUGAGGACUACUAUUCGUAUCCGAAGUACAAGUACGAAUAUGGAGUUAAGGACUUCCACACCGGUGAUCACAAGAGUCAAUGGGAGAUGCGCGAUGGUGAUGUCGUCAAAGGAGAAUACACCCUGGAUGAGGCCGAUGGAAGCAAGCGUAUCGUUGAGUACUACGCUGACGGAAAGAACGGUUUCGAAGCUAAGGUGAAGAACAUUGGCGGAGGAGGUAUGGGAGGUGGAAUGGGCGGUGGUAUGGGAGGAGGUAUGGGAGGAUUCGAAGGUGGCUACCACGGAAUGGGAUACAGUUAUAGCAAGCUGAAGAAGUACAAUUGAGGCGAUUAGAUGUAAUGCUGACUGAUUGAAAUGUGAUACGCUAAUUAGAUACAAAUACACAAGUAAGCACCAUGUAGAAUUCAUGUCUUUUUUUCAUAUUUGGGAAAAAAACACUACUUUAACAUAAAAAAGUAAUGUGGAAGUAUUAUAUUAUAUUAUAUAAAGGGGGCUGUUCAUAAGCCACGUAGACCGAAUUUUAACUGUCUCAAAACUCCCCUCUCCCCUCGUAGGCUUCUGUCAAUACAAAAAUUUUGAAAUUUGCGUAGACUUUGAACAAUUCCCCCGCUCCUCCAAGAAGUCCACGUGAUUUAUGAACGACCUCAAAGGGAUGCUUCGUGUAUUUUUUGCCUUUCCUCUUUUUUCUCGCUGACGUAGCUUAACAUUAGUGCUUUUUUAUUACUUUCAAUGAGCAAAUAUACGAUCUAGUUGUUAGCCAACAAUAUAGAAGAAAAACUGAGACUUUGUAUCUCACGAACAGCAAAGCAGCCAGAACAAACAUCGCUCGGGCCCGUUAGGGACCAGAAAACGCUCAGAUAUUUUGCAACAGCAAAACUUUACAGAUCAUUCGCUCUACAAUUAAAAUUGAAAUAGUAUAUGUCAGAUUCUCACAAGUAGUCUUCGAACAAUGAAUUUGAUAUACCCAUAUCGAUCAAUUUACUUACCUGUAAAGAAAUAAAAAAGAAAUUGUAUUAGAUGACUAGAGAUACAAAUUAAAAGUAGAAGAAUACAGUUUCAUCAGGGCCCGAGUUAUAAAGACAAUGAGAUAUAGGGUCCUGACCGGGAGUCUAUCUUCAUAGAUAUUUGUUUUGCGAUCACUAGAUUUUUUGGAAUAUACUCUCGAUUGCUGCCUUACUCAAUAUUUCUAUCAAAAUCUGUCAUUUUAACCUAUAUCCGACGAAUAUUCUAAUUUAUAUAGGAAAACAGUAAUAAUUUGAGAAAAUUUACUUCAGCAUACUGUCCUUGGAGAAGUUUCUCUUGAGAUUUAUACUUUUAAAAUGGUGGACAAUUUUCUUCAUACUUAAGGGUUUUGGUCACCGUCGAUUUUAAUAUUUGGAAAUUGUUGAUAU
Aedes albopictus (Asian tiger mosquito) is the source of this 1642-nucleotide messenger RNA. Its product is annotated as adult-specific cuticular protein ACP-20-like. The coding region runs from base 3 to 575 and encodes 190 amino acids. The transcript is spliced from 2 exons. NCBI's taxonomy places the organism in Eukaryota, Metazoa, Arthropoda, Insecta, Diptera, Culicidae. Gene Ontology annotation, cellular component: extracellular matrix. The record is from RefSeq and is a predicted model, not a curated record.